This is a messenger RNA of Fraxinus pennsylvanica, 483 nucleotides long. The record is from the annotation of a GenBank genome assembly. Lineage: Eukaryota; Viridiplantae; Streptophyta; Magnoliopsida; Lamiales; Oleaceae.
AUGGGUAAUGGGACGACUAGUGGAUUUCGGAUCAAAAUUCCUGGUAAGGCAAGUGCAGGUUAUACUGCACCGAAGGUUUAUGAUAAAUUUAAUGAGAUGGGUGGUCAAAACCCUAAUAACCAUCACCCUAAAAUCAAUUCUAGCACUUGUGGUUACGGGGUUUUUGGUAAAUUUUCGAGAGAUGGGUUUACGGGUAGGGAUGAGAUUGGGAAAGGGAUAGGUGAUAUUGCUAUGAAUAAAAAAGGGGAUAAUGGGAUGGACGAGGUGGUGGCUGCAAUAGAGACAUUAGGAGAGUGGUUUGUGAGAAUAGAAAAAGUCAAGAUGGAUAUGGCGCACGAGGUGGAGCAGAUGCGAAUGCAGAUGGAGUUGAAGAGGACUGAGAUGAUACUUGAGUCGCAACAAAGGAUUGUAGAGGCCUUUGCUAAUGCAAUUUCAGAUAUGAAACCUAAGAAGUCAAAGAAAAUGCCAAUGCCUGAUUGCUAA